AUGCCGGAUCGGCCAUAUACUGCGUUUUUUAGUGCCCCGUCAUCGUCUUUCACCGCCAAAGACAUCUUUGACGCCCUACUUACGGGUGGUAUCCCAGCCUCUGCUGUCCGCUGCUUACAACAGUCGCCCAAUGGCAAUGUCUUGAUUACUUUUGCGUGACAGAAGUAACGCGAUCUUUUCCUGCGUCGUUCCUCUUUUAUCGUUCGCCGAAGCCACUUUGUCACUCAUCCUGGCUCACACCGUCUUCUGUUUGUUACUGUCUAUGAUGCGCCGCACGAGUUGCCGGAUUCAGUGCUCGAACAUUGCUUGAGCCGUUAUGGCCGGAUCUUCUCUACACAUCGCGGCACGGUGCCGGGUUACCCUGAUGUCUUCAACGGGUUGCAUCACUUACGCAUGGAACUGAAGUCUCACAUCCCCUGUUUUCUGCGUUUCAGAAAGUAUCAGGUUCGGGUGAAAUACAAUGGCCAACCAACUACCUGCCGUCGUUGUAAUUCGGGUGACCACCUCUACGAAGAUUGCAACAACUCCAUCUGCUUUAACUGUGAUCAAGUCGGGCAUCAUUCGAGAAUGUGUCCCGAAGACAUCAAGUGUUGUAUUUGCAAGGAGGAAGGCCACAUGGCCAUCGAUUGCCAGCACUCUUGGUAUCGCCGUCCCCCGCCUUCUGGGGCUCUGUCUCCGUCGAAUCCUGAGGAUUCUGUUCCCCCCCAGUGGAACGUCCUGCUCAAGCCGCUGAGACUCAGGAUACAAGUGCUCUUCAAGCUGACCUUGCCGAUCCUUCGAGCCAGCCUGGCUCUUCUGAUGUACGGGUUCUGGACUCAAAAGGUACCCUUAUCUCCGCGGAUUCUGCUGCUGCUGAACCGCCUGCAGCGUUUUCGCCUUCAGUUAGUGUUCCUCUCUUCUCGGGUGACCAACCCUCCCCGACUCCCGCGUCUGCCGUGACUUCAGUUUCGGAUAGCGUUCUGGCUCAACUAGAUGUCCCCUCACCCUCCGAUGUUCCUCCUUUGGAUCUAACCCAACCUGAUGAGAAUAGUGAUGAUGAUGAGAUGGGGGAUUCUGUUGCCCCUUUAGAAGCUGAGAAGCUAGCAACAGCCUGGAAGAGAGUAUCCCGUGAGAAGGGUCAGCGUAGGAAGAACCUGGCCCGAAAGGCUACAAACUCCCAUUCCUUUGCUCCUGUGCGUGAGGCGACCAGACCCAACCCGCCAGGAGUGAGGCCUAAUAGAGGUAAGGACCCGCCUGAGUAACCUUUUUCCAUUUUCAAAGGUCUAACGAUUAAUGUUCGUGGCUUGAGUGAUGAAACGUUUUCGUCAAGAGAGUUUAGUUUUCUGUUUUAUUCAAGAAACGAUGAUCUCAGAUAAACAAGUUAUUAAUUCCCUUUCUUCCCGUUGGCGGGGCCCCAGUUUUUGGUCUCCAGCUGUCGGGAGGAGAGGUGGCGUGGCUAUUUUGCUUUCAAGUAGUUAACAAGAUCAUCUCUCUGUUUGGAAAACGGAUACUGAAGGUCGGGUCAUUAGUGUAUUACUUAAUAUUGAUUCCCAGUCUAUUAAUUUAGUUAACUUGUAUGCUCCAACUGUACCGGCUGAUAGAAGAGUCUUCUACCAGUCGGUCCAUUUGUAUUUCUUUCCGCUCUCCUCGCUCAUAGUUGGCGGUGAUUUCAACUGUUAUAACGGUUCCUCUGAUAAGUUUGGUGGCUCCGUCUCUAUUAGUUCUGAUUUGUCUGACCUUAAAUCGUGUUUUUUGUUAAGGGAUGCGUGGAGACCGUUACAUCCCAGAACCCGCCAGUUUACUUGGUUUAAUUUAGAUUCUUCAGUAGCUAGUCGUUUAGACACUUUUCUUGUCGCAAGGUCCCUCCUUUCAUCAGUUAAGUCGUGUGUUAUUUCUCCUUGUGUUUUCGCAGAUCAUGAGUUUGUUUUUAUUGACUUAGGUUCUUGA
This is a messenger RNA of Porites lobata, 1926 nucleotides long. The record is from the annotation of a GenBank genome assembly. Lineage: Eukaryota; Metazoa; Cnidaria; Anthozoa; Scleractinia; Poritidae.